Molecule: messenger RNA, 3445 nt
Organism: Petromyzon marinus (sea lamprey)
Lineage: Eukaryota; Metazoa; Chordata; Hyperoartia; Petromyzontiformes; Petromyzontidae
Gene: CBARP
Product: CACN subunit beta associated regulatory protein
Biological process (GO): negative regulation of calcium ion-dependent exocytosis; negative regulation of voltage-gated calcium channel activity
Cellular component (GO): plasma membrane; secretory granule
Molecular function (GO): transmembrane transporter binding
Source: RefSeq, a predicted model, not a curated record
GUUGCUCGGCUCAUUAUAAGGAGCGCAGCGAAUGAAAGGGAUAACGCAGAGGAUGCCGCACACAUACAGCCGUAGACACGUGUGUCUGCGUGUGUAGAGGUGUGUGUGUGUGUGAUAUAGAGGUGUGUGUGUAUGGUGUAGAGGUGUGUGUGUGUAUAUAAAAUGAGAGGCGAUGCAGGGCAGCGCAGACAGGGCGCGGAUUAAGCAUCGACCAGCACCGGGUGUCUGAUUGACACGAGGAGAGACGGGAGCCGUGGAGAUACAGACACGCGUCUCUGAAGAACGGGCGGCCGACAUGCCUAGGUGACGCCUCCCAGGGGGUGGCGAUGCUCUUCACCGAUGGACGCGAACGCUGACAACGUAACGGCCCCAAGUGCCGUUGCGCCGACCGUGCCCAACGGUUACGCGCUGCUGCUCGUGCUGCUCUCCGUGUUCGUGGGGGGCGGCCUCGUCAUUGUCUCCAGCCUCUUCAUCAUCUGCCGCCAAUGCUGCCGGGGCGGCCGCCGCUACACCAGGGCCGACGACGAUGCUGAGAAAACCACGACGACGUACGUGGACGAGACGCAGCACCCACGCGAGAUCGCGAUCAAGAUAACUGGUGUGGACGACGACGAUGGCGACGAAGGGGAGGGGGGCCGGUGUGGUGAGGGGGGCGGCUCCGCAUGGAGCGGGGGGGCCGACCCAGAAGCGGAGCGCUUCCUGUCGUCGGGCGCCCCCACACGUCGCGUCUCCUUCAACGAGGCGGCGCUCUUCGACAGCGACAAGAAGGCGCAGGAGAAAGGCCGACGGUUCACGCUGACCGAGGGCGACUUCCACCACCUGAAGAACGCGCGCCUCACGCCGUUCGUGCGGCCGCCCUCCAUGAAGAUAGUCACCAUCCCCGAGUGGGACGGCGCCACCGACCCCACGCUGCCGGGGCCCUCGGCCGCCGUGCCGCUCACACCGCGGCCGUCCCAGCGUGACCUCAACCUCCCCCUCCUGCAGCCCUCGCCAUUGCCGUUCCGCGGGGCCGAGUUCUACCUGCCCGGUGACGCCACCACCACCACCACGAGCCAGGGCGGCGGUGUCGGCGGCGGUGCUCACACCGGGGCGGCCUCUGCCGUAGCGCCCCCCCACCACGACGCGCUGCACGCCUCCCCGCUGAGCGCGGACGAGACGGCGGACGCCGAGCAGAGUGCGGAGAGCAAGUGCGGCGGGUUGGUGCACCACUUUCUGGCGCGGCUGCGGCGCCACGCUAGCGUGGAGGCCGGCAGCCCCCGCUUCAACAUCCGCAAGUGGCGCCUGGACAAGAGCCGGCGCGCCUCGAGCCUUGACACGCGCGGUUCCCCGCGGCGGCGUCAGUUCCAGCGGCAGCGUGCGGCGAGCGAGAGCACGGAGCGCUCGGCGCACGACCCGCACCAUACCGACGUCAUCCACUACAUCGCACACGCCGAGCGCCUCGCCUUCCUGCAGCCCCCGGCGCCGCAGGCCGAGGCGGCCGGCGGCGCCGGCGGCGGCGCCGGCGCCGUCGCCGGCGGCGGCACCGGGGGGGCGGCCGACGCCAAAUUUGCGACCGUGGCCGCCGCGGCCGAGAACGCGGUGACGAUCGUCGCCGUCGUGGCCGCCGCCCCCCCCUCGUCCUCUUCACCGGGGCCCCCCCACCCAGCUCCGGAGGCGGCGUCCGAGUGUGAGCGCGCGAGCAGAUCAGAUGGUGACGUGGGGGCCGCGGGCUCCGACGCGACGUCCGCGCCGCGCGACCUCUGGAGCCUGCGCGCGUCCUUCGAGCUCUACGCCUCGUCGGAGCGCAGCAGCAGCAACGACCGCGACUCGGUGCGCAGCGACGGCGAGAGCGUGGGCUCGGCCGGCGCGCCCGGCGCCGGCCGCCUCUCCCAGGACUUCUCCCAGGACGAGGGCCCCGGCUGCCCCGCGAGCGCCGCCGGCGACGGCAAGAAGGAGCCGCGGCAGGAGAGCACCGAGUCGGAGCGCAGCUGUGGCACGGACGGCGAAGCCGGCGCCAGGAAACUGCUGCAGAUGGACAGCGGCUACGCCUCCAUCGAGGCACCGCUGCGCUGCCUCCACGAGGAGAACGGGCGCAAGCAGCAGCAGCAGCGCACUGCCUCGGAACGCCGCUGGCACUUCAGCUCGGGCCGCACUGACACGGUGUUUGAGAGCCUGGACGGGGAGGCGCCGGAGGCCGGGGCGGUGGCGGGAGGAGGAGGAGGAGGAGACGCUGGCGGCGCGAGCCGCCCCCCGGAGCGAUCGGCGCAGGCGGCGGGCGGCCCGCGCGGCUUUCUGCGGCGCCGCGAUUACAGCAUCGACGAGCGCUCGGACGCGCUCUUCCGUGAGUUCCUGCGCCACGACCCGCGGUACGACGAGGCUCCCUUUGGCAAAGCCAAGCACCGCUCGCGUGCACACCUGCGCAAGCAGUGGCAGCGCUCCAAGCAGUACAGCGACCCCGGCGUGCGGCACGGCAUGAACUUCUCGGCGAGCUUCGAGCGGCACCGCGCGCCGCUGCGGCGCGGCAACAGCGUCAACUACCCGUCGGACGGCCGUUACUACGCCACGCUGCCGCGCAUCGUCAGCGCCGGCGACGAGGAGGCCACCGACGCUGUGGCCGCUGCGGCCGCCGCGGCCGCCGCGGCGGCGGCGGUUUCGGCGGCCGUCGAAGCGAAGCGCUCCUCGCCCGUAGAGGAGCCCGGCCGGGGGUGCGCUGCCCGCGACCGCUGCGACACCGGGGAGCCCGCUGACGCGGAGCCGGGCGACGUGAGCGCGGGAGACUGCGGGAGCCCUCCCCCCGGAGGCGACGGCGGCGACGGCAAGGAUGGCGUGGGCCACGGCUACGGGCCGCAGAUGAUAUCGGUGUGCGGUGUCGGGGGAGACAAAGUGGCGCCUCGGCUUGAGGAGCGGCUCUACCUGGCGCUGAGACAGUCCAAGGAGAGCCUGGUGCAGGCCAUCACAGCCACGGAUGCCCCCCCCGAUCACAGUCCCGUGUGACCUGCCCCCUUCCCCCCACCGCCCCUUCCCCCCCCCCCCCCACUGGACAGAACGAUGGGUGCAUACUAUAUGAUUAUGAUCAUCAUUAUAUUCGUAAUUAUACGUACACGCUCGAUAACUGAAGUGAUUGCCGGUCUGCUUUGCUGGCUGCGCGCCCUCUGACGGGAGACCGGGGGCCAGGUUGACGCCGUCUGGCUUCAGCCGCCGCACAGCGGUGGAGACGCCGUCGCGGCUCCACCGGCGUUGAGCCAGCGGGGCCCUGGGGCUGGCACACGAAUCCGGGGGUGCCCCGCGCGUCACCGUUUGGUUCUCCGUUCACGGCUUCACGUUUUUCGUAACAUUUGAUUGGUUUGCGUCUUAAUUACAUAUGCCAUUGAUUUGUAAUGAAUUUUGUUUAUAUUUAUGACAUUUUAAUUUAUUUUAGCUAUUUAUUGAAAGAGUUGUGCCAAUAAAAGAGUAGCAGGUUAAUAUU